AGCAAUUGCGUAUUGCUGUAUAUACAAUUAAAUAAUGUUACUUAGAGUGGAAUUAUUUGGCUUUCUAUGCUUUUUAACUGUUACAUACACAGAACGUAGAAGCGAUAGAGAGAACGCGAAGCAGCUCCCUCAACGAAUAAACCAAUUAAUAAUCAACUACAACGAACGCGGUGUCUUAAAAAUCAACGAAAUAAUUGACAUACGAGCGAAGUACGAGGUCUCGCCUCAUUUCGAAUUGGGUUACGUCGUGUCGGAAAUAUUGGAACGUUACAGAAAAAUGGUCCUCCUCGUCAUAAAACCAAUUGACUAUAUAUCUGACGUUGUACUCGAAACUUUAAAACAUACGGAACUAAUCCAAAGUCUUUUCCUCGAGAUUUAUCACCUAGUCCAAAUGUUACACGAGAUAAUGCGCAAAUACAAAACCUUUAAGGAGUUUUCGGACAAGAUGCAGUACGACAGAACUGUUAUAGAUGAAUAUAACAAGAAAUUAAAGAUGAAUCAGUUAGAAAGAGAGAAGGAGAGGAAGAGGAAGAUAAAGGAAAUGAAGAAGCGAACGAAGCUGUUCAUGAAAGGAAUAAUAAAUAUAGCCCCCCCAAAGACUAAACCGAAGAAUAAAUGGUGGCCAAUUGACUAUGGUUGGGAAAUUGAUUAUUAUUGGUGAAUGUCUGAUUGAAUAUAAAAAAUAUAUUUAU
This is a messenger RNA of Nymphalis io (European peacock), 692 nucleotides long. RefSeq lists its product as uncharacterized. The coding region runs from base 35 to 661 and encodes 208 amino acids. The record is from RefSeq and is a predicted model, not a curated record. The transcript is spliced from 3 exons. Lineage: Eukaryota; Metazoa; Arthropoda; Insecta; Lepidoptera; Nymphalidae.